This is a messenger RNA of Danaus plexippus (monarch butterfly), 9899 nucleotides long. RefSeq names its product neurofibromin (gene Nf1). The coding region runs from base 93 to 8378 and encodes 2761 amino acids. The transcript has 66 exons. NCBI's taxonomy places the organism in Eukaryota, Metazoa, Arthropoda, Insecta, Lepidoptera, Nymphalidae. Gene Ontology annotation, biological process: regulation of GTPase activity. The record is from RefSeq and is a predicted model, not a curated record.
ACUAAACUUAAAGAUUUACGAAGAUGGAAUCGCUCAUAAAAGUUGUUUAAUAAUAAAUUAUUUAUUUUAAAAAUAUACUCGAAGUUUGCAAAAUGGGUACACAGAAGCCUGGAGAAUGGGCAAAUUCUCUUAUAGCUAGAUUUGAAGAACAACUUCCUUAUAAAACCGGUGCGCAAAAUUUGCAUUCCCGAAUCAACGAAGAGCAAUGCAAGGCCUGUUUAGUCAAAAUUAGCCAGCACAGAUUUUCUCUCGUUAUUGCCGGACUUACAAAAAUUUUGCAAAGGGUCAACGAACUUUACCAACCAACGAUAACAUCAUGCUUAAACCGUCCCCAAACGGAGCUGGAGAAGGGCUACCAUGAUAGUCUCGUCAUAGUUCUAGACACACUGGAAAUCUGUCUGAGAUCCCAACCGAAGGACACAGCCAAAUAUGACGAGGCUAUGAAUGUUAAGAUUUUAUUACGAGAAGUUUGCCAGUUCAUUGAUAUCCACAGUGAGACGAGUGUCCACAACACAUUACUAAGACAAUUGGCCAGUAAAGUCCUUUUUGCCUUAAGUCCUAACUUUUUUAAUGCCGUCUUCAACAGAAUCAGCGCCAGGUUGCAGGAACUCGCAUCAAGUUCUGAGGAGAAUCCCGACUUCACAGAUAUAGAGCUGAUACAACAUGUAAAUGUUGAUAUACUAAGACUCAUUCGGCUGCUUAAUGAAUCCAUACAGAAAUUCAAGUUAUUGAGAAAAUCGGCGCAGAUCGUGUUGAUAAUUUCCUUGGAGAAGGCCAUUUGGAACUGGAUGGACACCCACUCAAAGGAGUUCUCCGAGAUCCAACGCCGUCCGCACGAGGAGUUGGGCAACUGUUGUGACUCGUUGUUCGAUCAGCUCCAGGACAGUUUCAGUGACAACAAGAAGUCUCGCUCCGCGGUGUGGCCGGCGCAGAUCAUGCUACUGUUGCUCAACCCGGAAGUUCUGGAGGAGAUAGUUAACGCGGACAGUGGCGCCCCCUGCAGCCCUAGACAUACCAAAAAGAAACAUUUCAUAGAUUCCGUCAAAAGAGGACUGAGUCCUCAAAACAAUUCUAAGCAAAUGACGGAAGCGGCCGUGGUGACCUGCGUGAAGCUCUGCAAGGCUUCAACGUACCUCAAUAUAGCUGACAGCGGCAAUGUCACCUUCGUGCUUGUGAAGUCCGUCAUCAAUGACCUUAAGUGGCUGCUGUUCAACCCCAGCAAGCCGUACAGCCGCUCGCCCCCCGGGUGCUACGAGCUGGAGCUGUUGUCUGACUGCUUCGUCUCCCUGUUCCGUAUAAUGCCGCACUCCAACGACGCGCUGAAAGUCUGCCUCAACCUCAACACCAACAUGUCAUACCAUUAUGUCAUUGUGAACUCGCUGCUGAGGAUAAAACAACAGCCCCAGCUGUUGCCGUGGUGGCCGCAGAUAGAGUUGCUGUAUCCGAGGGCGGCGGAACUAAGGGCUAUGUUCACUGACACGCUCAAUAAAGCGACACAGGGCUACAUAGUCCACACUCCGCUGCGUAUGAUAUCCUUGUCGCUGAAGUCCAAGGAGGUCCAGUCCAAGUUCAAUAAACCGGAAGAGAUGCCGGCCUACCGGAACCUGCUGCUGCUGCUCGUCAAACUCAUACACGCUGACCCUAUGCUGAUGUUGAGUAACCCGGGCCGCUCCGGUGUUGAGAUCCAGUCCUCCACCACCGAGUUGAUCAAUGGCUUGGUGUCGUUGGUCCAUCACACCGGGAUGGGAGACAUCUCCAGGGCGGCCAUGGAUGCUCUGCUGGCUCUGCACAAACCUGACAGGGUGCACAUGUGGAAUCCUGAAGCACCCUUCAACACCUUCUGGGAUAUCAGCUCGCAGGUUCUGUAUAACAUAUGCCAGAAGCUGAUACAGAGACAGAUAUCCAACUACCGCGAGGUGUUGCGGUGGCUGAGGGAUGUGCUCACGUGCAGGAACGAGUUCCUCGCCAAGCACAAGGAGUACGCCAACAUCGGCUCCCAGAUACCCAUAUGCAAACAGGCACACAUUAAGUUGGAAGUGGUGUUCUUCAUGUGCCUGUGGUCCAUCGACACGGAGGCUGUGCUGGUCGCCAUGUCGUGCUUCGCUCUGCUGUGCCAGGAGGCGGACAUCCGGUGCGGCUCGGACGACAUGACGGUGCACACUCUGCUGCCCAACUACGCCGUGUAUCAGGAGAUCGCUCACACCUCCACCGUCCUCACUACUGCAGCGAGUCAGGACAUGUCGAGGGGAUGCUAUUACAAGAACAUACACAGCUCGGCGGCUCUGCAGAAGCGAAUAAUGGCGCUGUUGAGGAAGAUAGAGCACUGUGCUAACGGCGUCCAGCCCGUGUGGGAGGAGACCUUCCGCUGCUGGGACUCGGUGUGCAAGUUGCUCCAGAAGUACCCCAAGGGGUUCGGCGCCGGCGAGGAGGCCAUAGAACCUCUACACCGAGCGGCCGCCAAGAGACGCGUCUCCCAUCACACCAGCACAGAACACGAUAUAGAUAUGCAGAUCCAGGAGUGGGCUAACAUCACAUCGUUUCUGUGCGCGCUCGGCGGCGUGUGCCUACAGAGGCGACCGUCCAUUCUCUGGACCACUGUACACUCACACGAUUCAAGAAAAUACAACGUCCUCGCCAACAGCUCUCAGGAAGUCCAAUACUGUCCGGUCACACAGUUCAUAGGCCAACUGCUGCGUCUGCUCCUGUGCAGCAACGAGCGCUUCGGCUCCCAGAUCCAGUGUCACGUGAAGCAGCUGGUCGGCAACGAAAUGUCACCGGCCCUGUACCCGAUACUGUUCGAUCAGAUCAAGGCCAUAGUGGACAAAUUCUUUGAUCAGCAACAACAGGUGAUGCUGACUGAUAUAAACACCCAGUUCGUCGAACACACCAUAUUCAUCAUGAAGAGCAUACUAGACAACAAGAAGAGCGACCAGCCCUGUGAGCAUCUCAGCACCACCUCCAUCGAGGGGCUCAUGCUGGCCAUCGUUAGGUACGUCCGUCACCUGGAUAUGACGGUGUUGUCAGUCCACAUAAAGACGAAGCUGUGUCAAGUCGUGGACGCCAUGAUGAGGCGGAGGGACGACCUAGCUUUCAGACAGGAAAUGAAAUUCCGUAACAAGAUGGUGGAGUAUGUGACGGACUGGGUCCUGGGGACCUCUCACCAGAUAGCGCCACCUCUGAGGGCGGACGCUUCUUCCAUCACCAGGGAGUUGGAUCAAGCGUGCAUGGAGGCCGUGGCGGCUCUCCUGAAGGGUCUUCCUCUACAACCAGAAGAAUCCGACAGGGGCGACCUCAUGGAGGCCAAGAGCCAGUUGUUCCUCAAAUACUUCUCCCUAUUCAUGAAUCUUCUGAACGACUGCAAUGAGGUCGAGGUCACAGAGGGUCCAGGUCGCCUGGAGACACUCCGCAACGCAACCAUACAGGCGAUGUCCAAUUUACUAUCAGCUAACAUAGACUCAGGACUCAUGCAUAGUAUUGACCUGGGCUACCACCGAGACCUUCAGACGAGGACGGCCUUCAUGGAGGUGUUGACCAAGAUCCUUCAACAGGGCACGGAGUUCGACACCCUGGCCGAGACAGUACUGGCGGACCGGUUCGAGCAGCUGGUGCAGCUGGUCACCAUGAUAUCGGACAAGGGUGAGUUGCCCAUAGCGAUGGCGCUGGCGAGCGUGGUGGGCUCCGCUCAGAUGGACGAGUUAGCUCGUGUGCUCGUCUCCUUGUUCGACGCUAAACAUCUCCUGGCGCCGUUGUUGUGGAACAUCUUCUACCGGGAGGUGGAGGUGUGCGCUGUAUCGGACUGUAUGCAAACGCUGUUCCGCGGUAACUCCCUGGGCAGCAAGAUCAUGGCCUUCUGCUUCAAGAUCUAUGGCUACGGCUACCUCCAGGGGCUGUUGGAGCCGCUCAUCGGAGCUCUGCUGGACCAGGCCGACUGUAACCCGAGUCUCAGCUUCGAGGUGGACCCGGCCAGAUUGGAUCCCAGUCAAGAUAUAGAAAUCAACAGAAACAACCUCCGGGAUCUGACCCGGGAGGUGUUCGAGAGGAUCGUGGGCUCAGCUGACAAGUUCCCCUCCCAGUUACGAAGCAUGUGUCAUUGUUUGUAUCAGGUGCUCAGUAAGAGAUUCGUUCAGUUCCCACAGACCAGCGUGGGCGCUGUCGGCACUGUGUUGUUCCUGAGAUACAUCAACCCAGCUAUAGUGUCUCCCCAGGAGAUGGGCAUAGUGUCGCGGCCUAUCCCGGCGCACAUCAAGCGAGGUCUGAUGCUGAUGUCAAAGAUCCUCCAGAACAUCGCCAACCACGUGGAGUUCUCCAAGGAGCAGCACAUGCUGCCGUUCAACGACUUCCUCAGGGAGCAUUUCGAAGCCGGCAGGAAAUUCUUCAUAGAGAUAGCGUCUGACUGCGAGACCGUUGACCAAACCGCCCACAACCUGUCCUUCAUCAGCGACGCCAAUGUGCUGGCGUUACAUCGUCUGCUGUGGAACCACCAGGAGAAGAUCGGGGAUUACUUGUCCUGUUCCCGGGACCAUAAGGCUGUGGGCAGAAGACCCUUCGACAAGAUGGCGACACUGCUUGCUUACUUGGGACCUCCCGAACAUAAGCCUGUGGAGUCCACAUCCGGUCUGUUGUUUUCGUCGUACGCUCGCUGGUCGUCCAUAGACAUGUCGUCGACUAACUUCGAGGAGUUCAUCGUGAAGCACAACAUGCACCAGAAGGAGGAGUUCAAGAGCAUCAAGAGUCUGAACAUCUUCUACCAGGCGGGGACCAGCAAGCUGGGCAACCCCGUGUUCUACUUCAUAUCCAGGAGAUACAAGAUAAGUGAGGUGAAUGCGGAUCUUCUGAUAUACCACGUCAUCCUGACGUUAAAACCUUUCUGCCAGCAACCCUUCGAGCUGAUUGUGGACUUCACCCACACUAACUCAGAUAACCGCUUCAGGACGGAUUUCCUUCAGAAGUGGUUCACGGUGCUGCCCGAGGUGGCCUACAACAGCGUGCACGCCUGCUACAUAUACAACUGUAACGGCUGGGUCCGGGAGUACACCAAGUUCCACGAGAUCAUACUGGCGCCGCUCAGGGGGAACAGGAAGAUAGUAUUCAUUGACAACCACAGCAGGCUGAGCGACUACGUUGACCCUGAGCAACAGAAGCUCCCCGGAGCAACCCUGGCCUUGGAGGAGGAUCUCAAAGUCUUCAACAACGCCCUGAAGCUCUCACACAAAGACACCAAAGUUUCCAUCAAGGUUGGUCCGACCGCCCUGCAGAUCACCUCCACUGAGAAGACGAAGGUCCUGGGUCUGCCUGUCAUGUUGAAUGAUGUGUACUAUGCAUCGGAGGUGGAUGAGGUUUGUCUGGUGGACGACAACCAGUUCUCGCUGUCCAUCAUCAACGAGGCGACCCCUCUCAGCUUCAUACACAACGACUGUGACAACAUUGUACAGGCCAUUAUACACAUAAGGAACAGAUGGGAGCUGAGCCAACCGGACUCAGUGACAGUUCAUCAGAAGAUUCGUCCCAAGGAUGUGCCCGGGACUCUCCUCAACAUGGCGCUCCUCAACCUGGGCUCGUGUGACCCCACGUUGCGGACGGCGGCUUACAACCAGCUCUGCGCCCUCACAGCCACCUUCCACCUGAAGAUUGAGGGACAGCUUUUGGAGACCUCUGGUCUCUGCAUACCCUCGAAUAACACGAUUUUCAUCAAGUCUGUGAGCGAGAAGCUCGCCCACAACGAACCGCAUUUGACCCUGGAGUUUCUUGAAGAAUGUAUACAGGGCUUCGGUAAGUCCACCAUAGAACUGAAGCAUUUGUGUCUAGAGUACAUGACGCCUUGGUUGGCCAAUUUAGUGAGAUUCUGUAAGCCGUCGGACGAAUCUCGCCGUCAGAAGCAAGUGGCUGGUAUACUGGAGAAGCUGGUGACUCUCACCAUAGAGGAAACUCAGAUGUAUCCAUCGGUCCAGGCCAAGAUAUGGGGAUCCAUAGGGCAGGUCCCGGAACUGAUAGACAUGGUGCUAGAUAGCUUCUUACAGAGAAGUGUCAAAUCUGGUCUCGGGUCGCCCAUGAUCGAGAUAAUGGCGGACACAGCUGUGGCUCUCGCCUCCGCCAACGUGCAGCUGGUGUCGAGGAAGGUCAUCGGCAGAAUGUGUCGGGCCCUUUCGAAACUCCCAAAUAACGCGCUGGGCCCAGUAACGCCGGCUACCGUGGUCGACAAGACCUGUCACUCGCCCACGGCUAUGCUGGAGCAGCACAUGAUGUGGGCGGACAUAGCCAUCCUCGCCAGAUAUCUGCUGAUGCUGUCGUUCAACAACUGCCUGGACGUGAUCCGUCACCUGCCGUACUUGUUCCACACGGUGUCGUUCCUCGUGUACUCCGGCUCGGUGUCGAUGAGGGCGGCCACUCACGGCCUCGUCAUCAAUAUCAUACACUCGCUCUGCACCUGCAACUCGCCCAGCUUCUCCGAGGACACCCAGCGUGUGUUGAUGCUGUCGCUGGAUGAGUUCGCUCUGCCUAAAUUCUACCAGAUGUUCGGCAUAUCCAAGGUCAAGUCUGCAGCGGUCACGGCCUUCAGGAGUCCGCACAGGCAUAUAGGAGACUGGUACUCGGAACAUUCGUACUCGGAGUGCACGGUAGCCUCGGGCUGCGCCGCGGGCCCGCAGGCCGAGCGGGAGCGUCUGCCCCUGCAGUCGUUGGAAACCAUCGCCGACGCCCUGCUCGAGAUUAUGGAGGCCUGCAUGAGGGACAUACCCGACUGCGACUGGCUCGAUACAUGGACGUCUUUGGCUAAAAGCUUUGCGUUUUGCUUCAACCCUGCGCUGCAACCUCGAGCCCUCAUAGUAUUCGGUUGUAUUAGUAAAAACGUGACGGACGACGACAUGAAGCAGUUACUGAGGAUAUUGGUGAAGGCUUUAGAGGUGUUCAACGACCUGGCGCUGCUGGAGGCUCUCAUCAUGUGUCUCACCAGGCUACAGCCGUUACUGCAUCCGGAGUCUCCAAUCCACGCAGCCUUAUUCUGGGUGUCACUGUCAGUACUUCAGCUAGACGAGACCGCGCUCUACGCAGCUGGGUUGGCGCUCAUGGAGCAGAACCUCCACACACUCGACUCGCAAGGAGCCUUUGAUAAUAAGACUUUGGAGCAAGUUAUGAUGGAGACGAGAGAGCCUCUGGAGUGGCAUUUCAAACAAUUGGACCAUGCUGUGGGGCUCAGUUUCCGUUCUAACUUCCACUUCGCCCUGGUCGGACACCUGUUGAAGGGCUUCCGUCAUCCAGCAGCUGGAACUGUCUCCAGGACUUGCAGGGUGCUGGCAGCUCUGCUAGCGCUCGCCGCUAGACCUAACAGGGACAAGUUUCAACUGACACAUCGCACUGUCGCAUACCUUACGGCGCUGGUGUGUGUGUCUGAGGAGGUUCGUUCUCGUUGUCACGUCAAGCACUCUCUCCCCAAGUGGCUUCCUGACAACUGUGACCAUUACUGUCCAUCAUCGGAUCAUCCUCAGUCCUCGAUGCUGAUACAGCCAACAACUCACUCCUGUAGCGGUAGGCGGAAAACAGAAGAACACAGCACUGGUAAAUCUCCCCACUCCAGCGGCAGUCACAGCCCGCACCUGCCGUCUGUCGCACAUCAGUCAGCCAGGAUGCGUUUCAAGACACAGAGAUCCUUCUCCGUGCCGACGUCCAAAGACACUAUAAGACCACCCAGGGACGGUGAAGGGAGAGCUCAUAGCGUUCAACACGGCUCCGCAGAAAGAGACAUCACUGACGCUGACAGCGGACUCGAUGUGGCGGAGGCCGAGGGGCGGAACACCCCCGCAGACGAGGCGGAGCGCCCGCCCUCCGCUCGAUCCGGAGAUUGUGACUAUUCAGAACACUCCUCUAAGUCGGAUAAGGAUUCAUCUCGGAACUCGCUCCUGGAUCCAUCGGUUCUGAGUGACUUCACGACACAAGCUUUGGUGCUGACUGUACUGGCUACGCUCGUGAAAUAUACCACAGACGAGGAUGAGAUCAGGAUCCUGUAUCAGUACCUGGCGGAGGGUUCCGUGGUGUUCCCAAAAGUUUUCCCAGUCAUUCACAGCCUCCUGGACAUGAAGAUCAACCACGUGCUGAUGCACUGCCACGACCAGGUCAUACUCAGCGCUGUGCAGAGUAUAAUACAGAACAUGAUAGCGUCCGAGGACGCUAGCCAGCAACAGUUACACUACAUGCAGUCCUGUGGCUUCGGCGGUCUGUGGAGGUUCGCGGGGCCGUUCACUAAGAAUCAAUGUACAGCGGAGAACAGCGAAUUGUUCGUGUAUUGCCUGGAGGCUAUGGUGGAGACCUGUCUCCCGGGAGAGGUCCGGGAUAGGCCUCCGCCCCCAGACCCGGACCCAGCGCCACGACUCAGGAACGUUCAGUAGAUAUACCACAUAAAGACAUACACUGCACCGACUGUAUAGAUUAUACCAGUUGUAUACACUAUACAGGGUGUGUAAGCCACACCGACAGUACACAUUACGAGAACGAUACGUCACGGACUAUAACAUUUGCGCAAAGGAAUGUACUACUGACAUGGAUGAAGUUACUUUGGGAUGACUAUACACUGAUGACGUCAUUAAACGUUAAAACCGACAGUUCCAACGUAUUCAGCCCAAUAUAAUGUUAACGGUACAGAUCUUUAUAUAUAUAUACAUUAUAAAGAAAUCAUGAAAACCUUUCUCUACUUGUGAAUAAGGUUUUUUUUUUAUUCUCUCACAGUUCGGAAACUGCUUUUUUUAUAAGUACGAUCAAAAAGUAACAGAAAGAAUUAAAUAUUAAGGACCGUGCAUUUUUUAGAAAACAUAAUAUUUUUUUAUGUAUAAGUAGAAUUUUCAUUAAAUGUAUAAAUAUUUUUUAUUUAUAUAAAUGUCUAGAAUUUAACAUAUUUUGUUUCUGAUAAUCUCUAAAACUUAUCUUGUGUCUCUGAUGUGAGGCCCAUAGAGAAAAAAUUGUCCAUAUUUAUAUUUAUGGUACUCACAUAAAGAUUUGAAAACUUUUAGACAUGUUAAAAUAUUAUUUUUUUGUCUGUGAUCCGUUUGUGACUUUAAACUGUUAACAAAAGUAUAUUUUAUCAAAAAAUUUAAGAUGCCUAAUUAUAAAAUGUCGGCUUACAUAUCAAAGUCAUUGACGGACAAAGGAUUUCUGCAGAAAACAUAUUAAAAAUUAAUAAUCAACCAAGCAAAACCAGGUCUAAGUACUACUCACUUGGGCUAUAUACAAAUAAAGGCACUAUAUAUUUAAAAAUAUGAAUAAAAAUAACUAUUGCUAUGAUAUAAGGGACGGUGUUAGCUUCGUCUUAGAUUUAGACAACACAGAUAGCAAAAUUAAUGUACCUCGCUUUGUCAUUUUAAUGUAAUCUGUGAGUGUUAUAUGUUUUUAACUUAAAUGUCAGUAGUUUAUAUUACAUAUAUAUAUAUAUAUUUAAUACAAAGGUGCUUAUUUAAAUUUUUAUUUGAAUAACUUUUGUUUAGGUAAAUCUAAAGCGUACCUCAAUUAUAGUACAAAUAAAAACAGCUGAUGACAUCCCGUCUCAUAUACGAUGUAAUUUUAUUAUUUUCAUUGAGAUAUAUAAAAAUGAAUAUAAUCUUAAUAAAAAAAAUUAAUAUAGCUAUAUAUAUACAUAUAUAUAUUAUCAGUUGUUUUGUCAGUUUGUCUGCGCCUAUAUCAUGUGAAUUUUCACACACCUCGUAGCUCGGGCCUAUAUUUUAUAUACAAUUUUAAUGUUGAGAAUUAUUUAAAUAGUUUAUAUUCAUAUAUAUAUAAUGAGAUAUGAUUUUGUCUAACUUUAUAAUACGUUAAUUGUCAACAUUAUUUUAAUAUAUGUUACACAGUAUUAUUAUUUAUAAGAACAACUUAUACACUAAGUAGAUAGUUUAAUGUCUUCAAUAAAAUGUGUCCACUAA